Cynara cardunculus var. scolymus (artichoke) is the source of this 2866-nucleotide messenger RNA. Its product is annotated as linoleate 13S-lipoxygenase 2-1, chloroplastic-like. The transcript has 9 exons. Lineage: Eukaryota; Viridiplantae; Streptophyta; Magnoliopsida; Asterales; Asteraceae. Gene Ontology annotation, molecular function: metal ion binding; protein binding; oxidoreductase activity, acting on single donors with incorporation of molecular oxygen, incorporation of two atoms of oxygen. Gene Ontology annotation, biological process: lipid oxidation. Bases 1 to 2718 code for a protein of 905 amino acids. The record is from RefSeq and is a predicted model, not a curated record.
AUGUUGAACACUCGAAUCUCUUCGUCCCACACUGUCCACAACCUGCCACCACUCCAAAACCCCUUCGUCGGCGGUGCUAUCGCCGACAACCGCUCCUCCUCCUCCGCCGCCUACUCUCCCACCGCCUUCCGCCUACCAAACCACACCAAGAAAUCCAACACCGCACUCACUCGCUACAUUCCUGGUAACAUCAAUGCAAUAUCGAUUCCCAGCUUCAUUUCCAGUACCAAAACCACCACCGUUAAAGCUGUCAUCACCAUCCAACCAACCAUUACCGCCGCCAUCGGCAGCAUUAAUCUGGAUGUCAUCGGCAGCAUUUUCUACCAGGCUAUUGGGAGGGCGUUCGUUCUUGAGCUCGUAUCUACAGACCUUGAUGCAAAUGGAAAUCAGAAAACUGUGUCAGGGAAUGCUAGUUACGGUUUAUUCAGUUCUGUGGGUUCUGCGGGUUUACACGUUUACAACUGCGAUUUCAAAGUUCCCGAUGAUUUUGGAAAUAUCGGAGCUGUGGUGGUCGAAAACAAAUUGAGCAUCGGGGUCUUCUUCAAGACCAUAGCUCUUGAUAACAACAUCACCUUCACUUGUGAUUCUUGGGUUGCUUCUUCAUCUGAUAAGAGAAUCUUCUUCACCGACAAGUCAUACCUUCCUUCGGAUACGCCAAACGGUCUAAAGCCUCUACGAACGAAAGAUUUGGAAUCUCUAAGAGGCGACGGGAAAGGAGAGCGAAAACUUUCUGAGCGUAUUUAUGAUUACGAUGUAUACAAUGAUCUUGGAUCUCCAGACAGUAGCGCGGAUUUAGCUCGGCCGGUGCUAGGUGGUUCAGAGCAUCCUUAUCCUAGGCGUUGUCGUACCGGUCGAAAGAUGACUACUAAAGAUCCGUUAUCGGAAUCAAGAACGGUGCUCCCUUUUUAUGUGCCGAGAGAUGAAGAUUUUUCGGAGAUCAAAGACAUAAGCUUCGGAGCGAGGGCGUUGUACACCGUGCUGCAUGCAGUUGUACCCAUCCUAGACUCGGUGUUGACAGGCCCAAACAAGGGAUUUUCAUUAUUCACAGAUAUAAACUUGCUUUUCAAUGAAGGUAUUAAUGUUCCAAACUCAGACAACGGACUUCUAAGCUUUUUACCAAAUCUCAUCCACGAUGUUUCUUCUGCUGCGGAUACCAUCAUCAAGUUUGAGACCCCAGAAACCAUGGAGAGGGACACGUUUUCUUGGGCUCGCGAUGAGGAAUUUUGCCGAGAAAUGCUUGCUGGUAUCAAUCCCUAUAGAAUUGAAUUAGUCACGGAAUGGCCAUUGACGAGCAAACUGGACCCUGAAGUUUAUGGACCAGCAGAAUCAGCGAUCACCAAGGAGAUUGUUGAGGAACAAAUAGGAGGUCUCAUGAGUUUUGAGGAGGCAUUGGAGCAAAAGAAACUGUUCUUGUUGGAUUACAAUGAUCUGUUGUUGCCAUAUGUAAAUAAAGUUAGAGCGCUUAACAACACCACUCUCUAUGGUUCAAGGACUUUAAUGUUCCUUACUCCUGCCGGAACACUGCGACCGCUGGCCAUCGAGUUGACUCGCCCUCCAACGGAUGAUGGGAAACCACAGUGGAAGCAUGUCUACACACCCACUUGGGAAGCCACCGGUGACUGGCUUUGGAAGCUAGCCAAGGCUCAGGUCGUGUCUCAUGAUUCUUUCUAUCAUCAGCUCGUCAGCCAUUGGCUAAGAACUCACUGUGCUACCGAGCCAUACAUCAUAGCGACCAACAGGCAUCUUAGCCAAAUGCACCCAAUCAAGAGACUGUUAACCCCUUAUUUUCGCUUCACGAUGCAGAUCAAUGCUUUGGCUCGAUUAUUGCUCAUUAACGCAGAAGGCGUUAUCGAAUCUACAUUUGGUCCUGGUAAAUAUAAUGUGGAACUUUCCUCUGAAGCUUAUGAUCAACAAUGGCGCUUUGAUCAAGAGGCACUUCCAGCUAACCUAAUUAGCAGGGGCAUGGCUGUUGAAGAUCCAACUGCACCACAUGGUCUAAAGCUGGCAAUUGAAGACUAUCCAUUUGCAAACGAUGGUUUACUCAUUUGGGACGCCAUCAAAGAAUUUGCUACUUCUUAUGUCAACCAUUACUAUCCACAAGCUAAUCUUAUAGAAUCUGAUGAAGAGCUUCAAGCAUGGUGGACCGAUAUUCGAACCGUUGGCCAUGGAGACAAAAAAGACGAACCAUGGUGGCCACAACUCAAAACCCAAGACGACUUGAUUCAAAUUGUGUCAACUAUCAUGUGGGUACCUUCUGGUCAUCAUUCAGCUGUUAAUUUCGGUCAGUAUGAUUAUGCUGGUUAUUUCCCCAAUCGACCAUCUACUGCAAGAACUAAAAUGCCGAACGAAGACCCGACUCCAGAAGAGUGGGACGCCUUCAUAAAAAGGCCCGAAGAUGCACUUCUAAAUUGCUUCCCUUCCAAAAGUCAAGCAACCAAAGUUAUGUCGGUUUUGAACAUCUUAUCGAGUCAUUCUCUAGAUGAAGAGUACAUCGGUGGAAAUGCAGAGGCGUCAUGGGCCGCGGAGCCUGCUAUUAAGGCGGCAUUCGAUGUGUUUAAUGGGAGGUUUAAGGAGUUGGAAGGUAUCAUAGACUCGAGGAACGCUAACCCCGAGUUGAGGAACCGAAAUGGUGCCGGGUUGGUUCCAUACACGCUUCUGAAGCCUUAUUCUGGAUCUGGUGUCACUGGAAAGGGUGUUCCAAACAGCAUUUCUAUCUAGUACACCAUCACCAUCUACCUGUUUACUGUCUGUUUGAUUUCUGCCAUCUUUGUGGAGCUAAUAAGGCUUUUCGACAUCCUUGCUCCGGUGUUUUGAUCAUGCUUUUAUCUGUUGUAAUAAAAUAAUCUAUGGUUUAUUAUUGUGGGAU